AUGGCGUUCCGCGGCGCAGCCUCCCGCUCCUUCCUCGCCGCCGUCCGCGGCCGCACCGCCUCCACUGUCCCGCGCGUACGCGCGGCCCCCAUUCCCGCCGCCCUUCCCCGUCGCAUCCCUGCCUCGGCGCCCUCCUCCCCUCUCGCCGCCGCAAGGCCAUUGGCGGCGUUGAUGGGGUCGCCGGCGUUGGUUGCCGCAAGGCUGACGGGGCACUGCGCGGCGAGCGCGCGGGCGUGCUGUGAGCUCUCCCAGGGUACCCUCUUCUGCCGCACUUGUCAGGAUCGCUAA
Molecule: messenger RNA, 288 nt
Organism: Triticum turgidum subsp. durum (durum wheat)
Lineage: Eukaryota; Viridiplantae; Streptophyta; Magnoliopsida; Poales; Poaceae
Source: the annotation of a GenBank genome assembly